Messenger RNA from Leopardus geoffroyi (Geoffroy's cat), 616 nucleotides. RefSeq names its product putative protein ZNF720. The transcript is spliced from 3 exons. Gene Ontology annotation, biological process: regulation of DNA-templated transcription. The coding region runs from base 190 to 441 and encodes 83 amino acids. Lineage: Eukaryota; Metazoa; Chordata; Mammalia; Carnivora; Felidae. The record is from RefSeq and is a predicted model, not a curated record.
UGAAUAGCUCCUGACACAAAUGAUGAGGAACUUGGGUCUUUUUUGCAUUUCAAAGCCCUGCCUGCAGGUGACCAGGCUACUGGUGAAGAGGUUGCAGUGGUGGCUUUAAAGGCAUUUGCUCCCACUUCAGCUGGGAUUUCUCCACAAAAAUCUUCUGAGAAAAAUCUUGAAGAGGAGAGGAAAGGAGAAAUGGCCAAUUCUCAGGGAUUGCUGACAUUCAGGGAUGUGGCCAUAGAAUUUUCUCAGAAAGAGUUGGGGUGCCUGAACCACAGUCAGUGGGAACUGUACAGGGAUGUGAUGUUAGAGAACUACGGACACCUCCUUUUCUUGGGUCUUGUUGUGUCAAAGCCAGACCUGGUCAUCUUUUUGGAACACAAGAAGGAUGUCUGGGCCAUGAAGAGAAAGGAGACAGUAGCUACACACCCAGGUAGGUGGAACUGAAGCGGAUGACAGAGGUGAGGUCCAGUCGUGAAGGAAGAAUUGGACCUCAGAAUGUGGUUGAGCAGCUCUCCUUGAAUGGAAAUUAGGCUGAAAAGGCCAGUUUCAGGGCUCUUCCUCUCACAUGGGACAUCUGCUUUCCAACACACCAUGCUUUCCAUUCUCUAAGGAUUCUCCU